This is a messenger RNA of Ochlerotatus camptorhynchus, 2528 nucleotides long. RefSeq names its product nucleolar protein 11. The transcript is spliced from 3 exons. Bases 110 to 2248 code for a protein of 712 amino acids. Gene Ontology annotation, biological process: maturation of SSU-rRNA. Lineage: Eukaryota; Metazoa; Arthropoda; Insecta; Diptera; Culicidae. Gene Ontology annotation, molecular function: RNA binding. The record is from RefSeq and is a predicted model, not a curated record. Gene Ontology annotation, cellular component: nucleus; nucleolus.
CACGUUGUUUCGGUUUUGCUCUGGCUCUGGUCAAUUUUUUGAAUCAAACAUAAAGUUUGUUUCAUUGGUAAUAUUAACGUCGAUUGUGCUUCGAAAUCAAGCAGCAACAAUGGCGAAAUUGUUGUCGUAUUAUAAUUUAUGUCCGAUCAACGAUGUGCGUGAAUUUCUCGGUCUGUCUCGAGAUGUUGACACUGGUUGUGCGAUCAACACGCUCGGCAGGAAUAUCAUCCAGGUCGUGAAGUUGAGCAACCAGAAACUCCAGCACAGUUGGACAUCGCUGGAACGGCUGACGAGCAAGGUUAUCUAUGAUUUCCGCUCGGAACGAUACGUGGGUGUUUUCGGCAAUCGCCAAGUGCGUUGUUGGAACAGAGAUCAGACCGAUAUCAACAAAGUGAAAAAGGUGAAGUUCUUUCGGAAUAUUUUGGAGCUCUUCACUGUGGAUAAUGGACAAGCACUCGUGCUUUACGAUGAUGGAACGUGCGAAUCGCUUGAGAGUGCCGUCAAUACCAGGAACGAAGAUCGGAAGGCUCCGGAAAACAUCGUGAAGAAGCCAAAUGUUGAUCCAGCCAAGGAGACGAUCUUGGAUGUUAAAGUCAUUACGCUGGACAACGGAGACAUUAUGUUGGCUUAUUUCGUAAAGGAACUGGAAGAAGAGUCGGUUCUUUUGAACUACUCGCUUCUUGAAAAAGAAAGUUUGAAAUCGAUGAAAGGUUUUCAUAAAAUCAAGCUGGAACGCAUGGAACAGAAGGUGCAAUUGGUUGGACAAUGCAUCGUCGAUGGAAGUGGAGGUCCUUCGCUGAUUACUAUCUGGUCGGACAAACGUAUCUUCUCUAAGCCGCUCACUUUCGACGAGGAGGGUUCGCAGAAAUCCAUCGGAAAUUUCAUUUCCAUCCUGAACAUGAUCAACGCCAGCCAACCGCUGUCGAUGGUUGGCAUCAGCAAGGACUACGUUGCCAUCUAUGCCAGUAAUUUGAACCAGGAGGGUGCCACAUUGCUUCUAUACAACGUCCAAUUCAAGGUUGUACAGGCGAAGCAAUUCUUCAAAGUGUACUUUAAUAAUUCCCGGUUCUGGUUGAGCGAAAAUCACAUUCUGCUGGCAUUCGGACAAACGUUGGCCGUGGCUCCGUUCAAAAUUAGCAAGGAGCAACUCUCGGACAUGGUUGGAACGCAGCGUAGCUUUGAACUGAGUGCUUAUGUUGACAACGAAAGCAUCAACGAGGAUGGCGACUACAACGAAGGUUACGCCUUCGCCGGGAACCUGGAUACCGUGGAUGAGGAAUUUGAAGAGGAGGAAUUGGAACCCGAACCCGAAAUUAUGUUCAAAACCUUCGAAAGUGUGGAAAAGUUCGAAGAAUCGUUGCAAAAAGCAUACAAAAGCAACUUGCAGGUGGAUAUCGUGCGGGAUGAUACACUGCCGGAUGAUACCAUUCAAAUGCGAUUGAUGGCAAAUGCAGAUCGAACGAUUGGGCCGUUGGUUUUCACGGAAAAGUUUGAAAUAUUCGCCAGUGAACUGGAGAAGCAUGGCUUCUGCGAGAUGGAGAUAACGGAUAAGAUAAUUCCGCUUAUGAUUCAGGCGAACGCUUCACUGGACAUUGGAAAGUGCCUGAAACGAUACAGUACCAUUUCCGAGCGGGCACUAGUGUCUGUCCUAAAGUAUGCCCUAUCGUGUCAAGAUCAAAACCAAAUCCGCACGGAGAUUGCAGAUGUUGACCAACUGCGCAAAAAGCACCCGACUGGUUCCCUUCCUGUUUCCAACCCGUCCGAACAGCUACAAAACUUGGAUAUUCUUGAGAGCCAAGACCUUCCCGAUCGCUCGAACAACGACCUGCUGAACAUUAUCCUUUCAUGUACCUUCAAUCGCAAAGCUAUCCUUCCUCUAAUUAGGGACGAAAUCGAUUUGAAUGCCGUACUUCUUCUCUUGGACCAUCUGAUGUACCUCCUAACGGAUCCCGUUGCCAGGCUCAACGAAAUUCCUGCCAAUUGCGACAGUUUCGAUAGCGACGAAAAAGUCAUCGAAUGGGUCACGCUGUUGAUUGACUCGCACUAUCAGCAGAUUAUUUUGUCCAGAGAUGUCGAAAUCCGGGAGAAGUUGGUCAACUGGAUGAAUGUGGUGAAGCAACACAGCGACAGUUUGAAGCAGCUGAAAUCGUUUGCCCCAACCAUUCUGCGAUUGGUCGAGAAGAAGGGCGGGGAGCGUGAGAAGCGGGUCAAUAAGUGGUACAGCGUUGAAACGAUAAAGCUGUAUUGAUGUUGAGGUUCGGAGGAAAUAGAUGGACAGGUCAGUAAGUCGCUGAAUCAAAGUGUCAGGCAAGUCAUUAUUGAAUCCGAACGGUCCUUGCCGUAUUUUAUGAGCUUAUUGGUUAAACACUUUUUUUUUUAACUCGCAAUUUAAAUUUCACCCGAUUUGGAAAUCAAGUUGCAGAGAUGACCAAAUGCUGUCGUGGAAGUGCAAGGCUGAUAGCAGGUCACUUUUAGUGGCUAGGCACUAUUUUCAAAUCGUCACUAAAAAGUCACUUUUUUCAUCAAAA